AUGUUGGACUUCUUCACUAUCUUCAGUAAAGGCGGCAUCGUGCUCUGGUGCUUCCAGGGGGUGAAAGGAUCCUUCACCGGGCCUGUCAAUGCUCUGAUUCGCUCUGUCAUCCUACAGGAGCGAGGCGGGAACACCUCCUUCACCCAUGACUCCCUCACCCUCAAGUACAAGCUGGAUAAUCAGUCAGUUGAGCUGGUGUUUGUGGUGGGGUACCAGAAGAUUUUAACCCUGACCUAUGUAGACAAGUUAAUAGAUGACGUCCACAAAGAGUUUCGGGAUAAAUAUCGUAAUCAAAUACAGCAGAACGGGGCUCUAGGGCUACUGAAUGGCUCCUUUGAUUUUGAAGAUGACUUCAGCUUCCUUCUCAAGGAAGCAGAGGGGAGCAGAAAAGCUAGGCCCCCUGCCACCAUGAAGACAUUCGAACAGUCAGAGAAGUCAAAGAAGACGGUGAAAUCCAUGAUUGAGAAGCCAGGGGACAAGACCAAGGAGAACAACAAGAAAAACAAGGCUUCAAGGAAGGAAAACACUGCACCAGAAGUGAUCACUCCACCCAAUAAAGCAGGUAAAGCUGGCACCCCGGCAGUACCUGCGGAGAAGGAGGAGCUGACCUCGGAUGAAGCCAUGCAGAGGAAGCGCGAAGCGUUCUUUAAGAAGAUGAUGAAGGGGGGAGAUAAAGCAAGCAAAUCCCCAAAGCCCGAAUCUCAAAAGGAAAAGGAAAAAGGGAAGAAGCCCCGAGUGUGGGCAGGUGGGCCAGUGAAUGCCAAAGAGCUAGACUUCAGCAAACCCACUAUCAAUGGCAAUACAGAGGAGCCAGCAGUCCCUGAUGAGGACCUGUCGGCCCUGAGAUCAGGCCGGAUGGUGGGGAACCUCCCUGAUGUAGAGUGUGAAAGCAGCAGUGAGGAGGAAGAAGAGGAAGAAGUUCCUGCUGUUAGAACCAACACUACAGCUCCUGCCAAGCCCAGCACCAAGAAGAGCAGCUUUGGGGGAAUGUUUGGAAUGCUGAAAGGCCUAGUAGGGGCAAAGAGCCUGAGUUUAGAUGAUAUGGAUCCUGUUCUGGAGAAGAUGAAGGAUCAUCUCAUAGCCAAGAACGUGGCAGCUGAAAUCGCAGUGCAGCUCUGUGAGUCUGUGGCAAAGAAACUGGAAGGAAAAGUGAUGGGAACAUUCUCCACUGUGACCUCAGCUGUCAAGCAGGCCUUGCAGGACUCCCUGGUGCAGAUCUUGCAGCCAAAGCGUCGUGUGGAUGUCCUGCGUGAUGUGAUGGAAACGCAGCGCCUGCGACGCCCGUAUGUCAUCACUUUCUGUGGGGUGAACGGAGUCGGGAAAUCUACCAACCUGGCCAAAAUCUCCUUUUGGCUGAUUGAGAACGGUUUUAGCGUGCUCAUAGCAGCUUGUGACACAUUCCGAGCCGGGGCGGUGGAGCAACUGCGCACACACACUAGACGCCUUAAUUCCUUGCACCCUCCGGAAGAGCACAAGGGGCGCACCAUGGUGCAGCUCUAUGAGAAGGGGUACGGCAAGGACGCAGCUGGCAUUGCCAUGGAGGCCAUAUCUUACGCUCGGAACCAGAGCUUUGAUGUGGUGCUGGUGGACACAGCGGGCCGCAUGCAGGACAAUGCACCUCUGAUGACUGCGCUGGCCAAGCUGAUCGCUGUCAAUAUGCCCGACCUCGUACUGUUCGUUGGGGAGGCCCUGGUUGGCAAUGAGGCUGUGGACCAGCUGGUGAAGUUCAACAAGGCAUUGGCUGACCACUCUAUGACAGAGAAGCCACGUCUUAUUGAUGGCAUUGUGCUCACCAAAUUCGACACCAUCGAUGAUAAGGUGGGAGCUGCGAUCUCUAUGACGUAUAUCACAGGGCAGCCCAUUGUGUUUGUGGGCACAGGGCAGACUUACUGCGAUCUGCGCAGCCUGAACGCCAAGGCCGUGGUUGCUGCUCUGAUGAAGGCCUAA
Messenger RNA from Staurois parvus, 1947 nucleotides. The record is from the annotation of a GenBank genome assembly. NCBI's taxonomy places the organism in Eukaryota, Metazoa, Chordata, Amphibia, Anura, Ranidae.